AUGUGUGGGAUCUGCUGUGUGGUCAGUUUGACCACACCGCAUGAUCCACUGGAGGAGAAUGUGCAUAAAAAUCUCAAACACAGAGGACCCAAUUGUAGCAAAGACAUUACAGAAGAAAUCUCAAACUGCAGUCUCCUAUUAUCUGCACAUGUACUUCAUAUGAGGGGUUGCUUGACCCCUCAACCUCUUCAAGAUGACAUUGGCAACAUGCUUCUCUGGAAUGGAGAGGUGUUUGGUGGUCUGAAAAUAGAGCAGGAAGAAAAUGACACCAAAGUUCUUCUUCAUCAACUGUCAGAAGCAAGGAGUGCCUCAGAUAUUGUAUGUUUAUUAUCAAAACUCAAAGGACCGUGGGCCUUUAUCUAUUACCAAAGCUCUGAGCGCUGCAUCUGGUUUGGGAGAGACUUUUUUGGGAGAAGAAGUCUGCUUUGGAAAUUCAAUCCUGAAAGAGCUUCUUUCACGCUCUCAUCCGUUGCUUCCCAGCCAGAAGAUGAUAGUCAAUCUCAAUGGCAGGAGGUACCACCUUGUGGAGUUUACAAGUUUGACCUAACAGAGACUUCACCAAUUGGGACAUUUAUUUUUGAACUUUAUCCAUGGAUUUUCCACAGUGAUGACAAGCCAAACGAAAGUCUGGAAUCGAAAUGUGAAGGUCUUUCCAGAUGUGUUUCUGUGAACACAAAUAGUUCUGGACUUUACCUGACCUCCCCAGUUUGUCCGAUGAACACAUCAAUUUCAUCACCUACAGCUGAACAAGAUCUUAACACCUCUCAAACCUCUGUUGAAAAUUUGAAGGCAUUCCUAACAAACACUGACAAGAAAGCAAUGGUUGGUGCACUCAUUGAUGUUCUAAGCGAGUCUGUUCGUAAGAGAGUGCAGUACUUACCUGCUCAGGAUGCACCGGAGGUCGCCUUAAAUGAAACAAAAGCUGACAUUGCCAUUCUUUUCUCUGGAGGAAUUGAUUCAAUGAUACUAGCUGCCCUUACUGAUAGGCACGUUCCUGCAGACAAGCCCAUUGACUUGCUCAAUGUUGCUUUCAAAAUGCAAGAAGCAAAAAUGCCUCCCAAGUCCAUGAAGAAAGGUAAAAAUAAGAAGACCGACUGUGAUGAUGCUGAUAAAACGCAAUUGGGUCAGCAGAAGUUUAAUCAGUUUGAUGUGCCCGACCGAAUAACAGGGAGAGCAGGUCUGCAAGAACUUAAGGAUCUCAGUCCAAAGCGCCACUGGAACUUUAUCGAAAUUAACGUAACUCAAGAGGAGCUUGUGGACAUGCGACAGAAACGCAUCUGUCAUUUGGUGCACCCUUUGGACACUGUUCUGGAUGACAGCCUUGGAUGUGCUAUUUGGUUUGCUGCCAGAGGAAUUGGUGUCAUAAAUGAGGCUGUUGAUGAAGAACUUUAUAUUUCAGAAGCAAAGGUGGUUCUGACUGGCAUCGGGGCAGACGAACAGCUGGCAGGUUACUCCAGACACAGGGUUCGAUAUAAACACUCAGGACUUGAAGGACUUGUCAAAGAGCUGGCUAUGGAACUGGGUCGAAUAUCCUCACGAAAUCUUGGAAGAGAUGACCGAAUCAUUGGGGAUCAUGGAAAAGAGGCCAGAUUCCCAUACUUGGAUGAAGAUGUAGUCAGUUUCCUUAACGGACUGCCUGUGUCGGAGAAGGCUGACUUGUCUCUACCUAGAGGAGUUGGAGAAAAACUAUUACUGCGGUUAGCAGCUGUUGAGCUGGGAUUGGGACUCUCUGCUCUCCUGCCUAAGAGGGCCAUGCAGUUCGGCUCCAGGAUCGCCAAGUUAGAGGACAAUCAUGAAAAGGCUUCAGAUAAGUGCAAAAGGCUUGUCACCACAUAAUUUAAUAUUCUGUCUUUUCUUGGUUUUGUUUUUAACAUACAAUUGAAAUCAUUGGUUUAGGGUAAUGGGAUUGAGUUCAACACCCAUUUGUGAAAAUGAUUCACUCAACAAAGACAAAAAAUGAUGAUGUUUUAUUCUGAAUGUUUUACUCUCAUUAUGUACUACAUUAAAUAAACAGCUGAAUUUUGAA
Messenger RNA from Danio aesculapii, 2026 nucleotides. It is a transcript of the gene asnsd1, whose product is annotated as asparagine synthetase domain containing 1. The coding region runs from base 1 to 1836 and encodes 611 amino acids. The record is from RefSeq and is a predicted model, not a curated record. Lineage: Eukaryota; Metazoa; Chordata; Actinopteri; Cypriniformes; Danionidae. The transcript has 3 exons. Gene Ontology annotation, molecular function: asparagine synthase (glutamine-hydrolyzing) activity.